AGCUCAUUCACCACCUACUGGGCUGGUUGGCUGGCUUGAACUUUCGGAAUAAUUUUACUGACCUUGUUACUCUGCGAUGGUAGUUACGAAUUCAUCGCAAAUGGUAUUGCGUGUAUGCGAAGACGUUCCGACUCAUGGAUAAAUGCAACCCAAAUCCUGAAGGUAGCCGACUUCGAUAAGCCUCAGCGAACCCGUAUAUUGGAACGUGAAGUACAGCGCGGGGUUCACGAAAAGGUUCAAGGUGGUUACGGAAAAUACCAAGGAACCUGGGUACCCCUCGACCGUGCCAGAGCAAUUGCGGCCCAGUACAAUGUGGAGGAGCUUCUCUCGCCGAUAUUCAACUUCCGACCUUCUACCGAGUCACCGCCAUUAGCUCCUAAGCACAUCACUGCUGCGUCGACGAAACCGAGGAUAGCCAGAGGAGGUGGAGGCCGUGCGGGAAAUAAGGGUGCUACCAAGAAGGUGGCGAAGCCAACACCUCCAAUUAUUGCUCCACCGCCUCCGCCGCCUCCGCCACCACCCGCUCCCCCAUCUGUAGAUAGUUACGAUGCAGACGAUGCGGAUGACGAUAUCGUGAGCGACAUUGACCCUUUGGAUCACCAUGACGCAGCCUCAAUCGUGUCGUCGACUGGAUCCGAGAUAUCCGAAAUGGAUCAUCCUUCUCAGCAUUCGGCCGGUAUGACUCUCAAGAGGAAGCGCGGUCAGAUGGAGUUCGACAUGAUGUCGCAGCAGCGUAUAUCGUACAGUGACGAGCUAUUCGAGUAUUUCAUGGCCAAAGAUGUCGAUGUGCCUGCGUUUCUGCUCGCGCCGCCGCCGGACUUCGACGUCAAUGAGGUCAUCGAUAAUGAGGGACACACGGCCAUCCAUUGGGCUGCAGCCAUGGGUGACCUGAAAGUCAUUGAGCACCUCUGCAAGGCGGAUGCGAACAUAUAUGCGCUAAAUAAGCGCGGAGAAACACCGCUUAUGCGCGCCGUCAUGUUUACUAACAACUACGACCGGAGAUCCUUCCCUCGACUUGUUGAGACCCUUCGCGAAACCAUAUUCCUGAUCGAUAAGUAUGGUUCCACCGUUUUCCACCACAUUGCUGCCACCACCUCCUCGCGUAACAAGUUACUGGCCGCUCGAUACUACAACGAGGUGCUCCUCCAGAAGCUGUCGGAGGCCCACACGAUCGACGAUAUCGCCCACUUCUUGGAUAUGCAGGACAUGAGUGGUGACACAGCACUGACUAUCUCCGCGCGAAACGUUGCAAAGAAAUGCGUGCGCACACUGCUGGGCUACAAUGCAUCUCCGGAUAUUCUCAACCGCGCUGGAGAGACUGCCGAUCACCUCAUCAUCACUGCCGAGGAAAUGCGCAAAAAUGGGGACUACCUGCGGGCGUCCAGCUCCUCCCCAUUCCAGCCUAAUGACCACGGCAUGCACAAUCAUCAUCAUCCAUAUCUUCUUCAGCAGCCGUCCAGUCAAACCGCAGCAGCUGCUGCAGCAGUUGGUUAUGCCCACGCUAGUUACGUUCCGCAACCGCACACUUCCGAGGCCGCCAUCGCAGCCACAAAGAAGGUGAUCCCAUUGAUGGCAGAAAUGUUGGAGGGCCUCGCCACGGCAUUCGACAAGGAGCUUCAAGACAAGGAAGAGGAUCACAGCCAAGCACAGCGGCUUCUCGACUCGUCGACUCGGGAAAUUGACGCCUGCCGCCAAGUCUCCGAAGGCGUUCUCACCACUUUCGGCGGCGCAGAUGCAAUGAACUCCCAUAUCGACCAACUCAAAUCAGAGGCCGAAUCACUCGCCGCCGAACUCCACUGUACGCUCGAACGAACACAGUUCUAUGAGCUCACCGCUGCCGUCCGCCACGAGGAGUCGGCACUUCCCACCCCACCCACCUCCACCACAGAGGACUCAGUCCCAGACGAUAAGGAGCUCAUGGAGCGUCUCCACCUCGCGCGGGAACUGGCCUCCGCCCAGAACGAACGCGAGGACCUGAUGGACACCAUCGUCAAGGCCUUUGCGCGCAGCGGUGCAGGCGGCAAGAUGGCCGACUACCGCCGGUUGAUCGCAUUAAGCUGUUCUCUGCUCCCCGACGACGUCGAGAAACUUUUGCCAGAGAUCCUGAAAGAUUUGGAGGCGGGUGGGGACGGGAGCCAGGGGAUGGGCGGGCUGGUUGAUGGGCUGGUUUAAUCGCGAGUGAUUGGGCCAACCAUGAGUGUACUUGUAGUUUGCAGGAGGAUGUACGAUGGAGUUUGUUGGCGUUUGUUUAUUGGAACGUCUUUUAUCUAUUUUAUUUUCCUUCUUUUCCUACAUCUUUUCACCAAUCUUUUCCUACUAUUUCCUUCUU
Messenger RNA from Tricharina praecox, 2329 nucleotides. RefSeq lists its product as uncharacterized. Gene Ontology annotation, cellular component: SBF transcription complex; MBF transcription complex. The transcript is spliced from 5 exons. Bases 115 to 2172 code for a protein of 685 amino acids. Gene Ontology annotation, molecular function: DNA binding; protein binding; transcription regulator activity. The record is from RefSeq and is a predicted model, not a curated record. Lineage: Eukaryota; Fungi; Ascomycota; Pezizomycetes; Pezizales; Pyronemataceae.